CAAUAGCCCAAUAGAACUCAAUAGAGAAUAGCCCUACCCUUCUCCGUUUCUCAGCUUCUCCACUCUCCCGUCUCUCCGUCUUCGACGCUCUGCUUCUCCACUCUACCGCCGGAUUCCGCCCUCGGCAUACUCCGAUCACUCCCUCACGCCCUCUGCCACCAAACGGUCGGACCCAGUCAGCGACUCCGCGGCGACCGUACGGGUCUCAGCGACUGCAACUCGCCAUAUCCUCGGUUUCCUCGUCCAUUCGUCCUCAAGGAGUCAAGGUUAUAGAUGUUUAGAACUUGGAAGGUUAUUGGGGGAUUUGGGGCAAUGGUGUUUCUGAAGCAGAAUUUAGGGUUUUCCUAAGAAUUACUACUGUACAAAACUGGUUAAUUCCUGAAAAAUUAUCUCGGGUAAUAGAAUGAAGAAAGCAAUGGAGCCGGAGGUUGUUGCGACUUCAAGCAAAAUUAAAUUUGAGGACAGUGAUGAGCAUGACUCUUCCUCAGAAGAUGUAGAGGAAGAGAUAGAGAGAGAGCUUGCAGAAGUUACAUUUGAGGAGCUGCAGAAGGCCCGCUCAGAUGGGUCAGAGGUACUAUAUAGGAAGCCUACAGCAGAGACCAAGGGUGGCCGAUCUAACAAAAACAGGCCAAUGGAGAUAAGUAGUAAGAAGCCAGUUAGCAGAUUUAGAGAAGUUGUUCAAGUGCCAAAAAGGAUUGUACGUGACCCUCGAUUUGAGACAUUGUGUGGCACGCUUGAUGAGGAAGGAUUCAAGAAGAGAUAUAAAUUUCUUUAUGAAAAAGAUCUUCCAGCUGAAAAACAGGAUCUAAAGAAACAGAUGACAAGAACCAAGGACCCACAGGUCAUCGAUGAACUAAAGAAUCGCAUAGCUUGGAUUGAUAAGCAGUUGAAAUCUGCUUCGACAAAGAAUACAGAGAAAGUGAUUCUAUCUGAGCACAAGAAAAAACAGAGAGAGGCUGCAAAACAAGGGAAACAACCUUAUUAUCUUAAAAAAUCUGAAGUACGGCAGCGUAAAAUUAUUGAGAAAUACAAGGAACUCAAGGAGUCUGGAAAGCUUGAGGCAUUUAUUGAGAAAAAGAGACGGAAAAAUGCUUCCAAGGAUCACAGGUACUUGCCAUACCGCCGUUCUGAAGAAUAAGAAAAACAUCGACAUUGCUAGUUUGCUUUCCAAAUUAAUGGUGUCCUUUUAUGGGGUGGUUUAAGCUGAAAUUAAUGGCCACUUCCAUUUGCCAAGGGUUGAAGUGUUAGAUAAUGCCAUUCAACAUGAUUGAUUUUGGUUUUAUGAGUGAUAGGAUUAGAAGGCUUGAUGAUUUAUGUUCACUGCGAAUGUUUUCAUUUUUGUGCAUAGAUUCCUUGUGUGAUCACAAAAUCCUCUGUUAUUUUUAUUUUUUUUUGUUGAACAACGUAAUAUUGCAGUCUGACAAU
Ipomoea nil (Japanese morning glory) is the source of this 1425-nucleotide messenger RNA. RefSeq names its product ribosomal RNA processing protein 36 homolog. NCBI's taxonomy places the organism in Eukaryota, Viridiplantae, Streptophyta, Magnoliopsida, Solanales, Convolvulaceae. Gene Ontology annotation, biological process: maturation of SSU-rRNA from tricistronic rRNA transcript (SSU-rRNA, 5.8S rRNA, LSU-rRNA). The transcript is spliced from 11 exons. Gene Ontology annotation, cellular component: nucleolus; 90S preribosome. The record is from RefSeq and is a predicted model, not a curated record. Bases 404 to 1138 code for a protein of 244 amino acids.